GUAACGUUUACGAAUGUUCCAGGAACUGUCAGAUACUAACAAUGAUGCUGCGCCAAUUCAGUUUCCCAACCAUCUCCCUGCACUCAAUGAUGAAGCAGAGACAGCGUUUUGCCAACCUUGCAAAGUUCAAGUCUAACGUCUUUAAAAUUCUCAUAGCCACAGAUGUUGCUGCAAGGGGUUUGGAUAUUCCUACGGUGCAAGUUGUUAUCAAUCACAACUCACCGGGUUUGCCAAAAAUCUACAUCCACCGAGUGGGACGAACCGCUCGAGCUGGCCGAAAUGGUGUAGCAAUCACACUAGUCACACAGUAUGACAUCCAUCUCAUCAAUGCCAUUGAGGAACAGAUCCAGGCGAAACUAAAAGAGUUUGCUGUUGAAGAGAAAGAGGUGUUGAAGAUCCUCACGCAAGUCAAUGUAACAAGACGACAGUGUGAAAUUAGACUGGAAUCCACUGAUUUUGAUGAGAAAAAGAAGAUAAACAAAAGGAAGCAAAUGAUUCUGGAGGGAAAAGAUCCAGAUUUGGAAGAAAAAAGGAGAAACGAACAAGAAAAGAUCAGAAGAAGAAAGAAGAAACAGAACAAAAAAGAGCCGAAAAAACACGAAGCAAAAACGACAGCAGUGUACUCUUGAAGUGUUGAUAUUGUACAUUCAGAUGUGUGUAUAUAACGUAAAUGUGCUAUAAUUCAAUGUAUAAAACAAUAUCUGUGAUCAGUAUUCCAAAAUAAACCGCAUUUUAU
Messenger RNA from Sinocyclocheilus anshuiensis, 736 nucleotides. Its product is annotated as probable ATP-dependent RNA helicase DDX49. Gene Ontology annotation, molecular function: RNA helicase activity. NCBI's taxonomy places the organism in Eukaryota, Metazoa, Chordata, Actinopteri, Cypriniformes, Cyprinidae. The record is from RefSeq and is a predicted model, not a curated record. Bases 42 to 629 code for a protein of 195 amino acids. Gene Ontology annotation, cellular component: cytosol. The transcript has 7 exons.